AUGUCUAAACCCCGCGUGGUUGCGCUCGGAAAUCCCCGCUUCGUCGGCGAUGACUUUCUGACUGCCUUCCGCGAGGACUUCCGCUUCUCCGUGCUCGAGGCCUACACCCACGACGAGGCCCACGCCCUGCUGCCGCGCGAUAUUGCCGAGCACGGGCCCAUCGACGCCUUUGUCAUCCGCAUGGGCACGCCACCCUACGAGCCCUUCGACGAGGCCUUGUUUGAUAUGAUGGCCCCGCGCCUCAAGAUCGUCGCCUCGGCGAGCGCCGGCUACAACGAGUUUCCCGUCGGCCACCUGGCGCACCGCGGCGUCUAUUUCUGCAACACCGUCGACGGCGUCGCCGAGGCCACCGCUGACAUGGCCGUGUUCCUGAUCCUAGCCGUGCUGCGCAAUGCGAGCGCCGCCGAGCGCUGCGCCCGCGCCGGCCGCUGGCGCUCCGAUCCGGGGCUGAUCCCGGCACGUGACCCAUCCGGUCUGACGCUCGGCAUUGUUGGUCUGGGUGCCAUUGGCAAGUACAUUGCGCGCAAGGUGGCCGCCUUCAACAUGCGCAUCGUCUACUACAACCGCACGCGACUGCCAGCCGACGAGGAGGCCACAUACGCGGCCACGUAUGCCGGGUCGCUGCACGGCCUGCUCGCGACAGCCGACGUCGUCUCCGUCAGCUGUCCGCUCAAUGCGCACACGACCGGGCUGAUGGGCCGUGCCGAGUUCGCCGCCAUGAAGGACGGCGCCUUCUUCGUCAAUACAGCCCGCGGCGCCGUCGUCGACGAGGCCGCGCUCAAGGAGGCCCUGCUGUCGGGCAAGGUGGCACGCGCCGCCGUCGACGUGCUGUGCAACGAGCCCGACGUCGAUCCUUGGUUCCUGGCCCAGGAUAACGUCAUCGUGCAGCCGCAUCUGGGCGGCCUGACGGACGUGGCCUACCGCCGGGCCGAGCGCGAGUGCUUCGAGAACAUCCGCGCGUAUUUUGCCACGGGCGUGCCCCAUUCGCCCGUGCUGCCGCUCUCGGCUGAGAAGUGA
Grosmannia clavigera kw1407 is the source of this 1017-nucleotide messenger RNA. RefSeq names its product glyoxylate reductase. Gene Ontology annotation, molecular function: glyoxylate reductase (NADPH) activity; NAD binding; hydroxypyruvate reductase [NAD(P)H] activity. The transcript has a single exon. Bases 1 to 1017 code for a protein of 338 amino acids. Gene Ontology annotation, cellular component: cytosol. Lineage: Eukaryota; Fungi; Ascomycota; Sordariomycetes; Ophiostomatales; Ophiostomataceae. The record is from RefSeq and is a predicted model, not a curated record.